CUGGUUCCCACGCUCGCCUUCGCCCACUUCCGAUUCAGGUCCCGGAGAGGCGCCAGGAAGGGGCAAAAGUUAGCGGGGUCCCUGCGGGGACCCGGGACCAAUGGAGCGUCCCUUUGGGAUGCAACUAGGUCCAGGAACGCACCCCUAGCGCGCUCCCUCCGAUGCGGAGAGGCUGAAACUACAACUCCCAACAUGCCUCGCGGCGGGUGGCUGAUUCCCGUGCGGCUGGUCGCCCAGAGCGCCGAUGGGAGUUGUAGUUCUUUGUUGUUGGGAGGACUCAAUGAUUGCAUGGGGUGGGCGUCGGGAACUGGGACGCUUGGGUGCCUUCUCAGAAAGGACCUUAGGAUCCCACAGCCAUGUUCCCGGAGCCCCCAACCCUGGGACCUCCAGCGACCGAUGCGCCUCCGGACUCCAGUCGCAUCAGCCACCGCCCAGGUGCAGCCGGAAGUGGAAGAGCUGGAGCCGGCACUAUCCGGGCCAGGGCAGCAGGUCACAGAGAAGCACGAGCUGGGACGCCUGCAGUACUCACUGGACUAUGAUUUCCAGAGUGGCCAGCUGCUGGUAGGCAUCCUGCAAGCCGAGGGCUUGGCAGCCUUGGACCUGGGUGGCUCUUCGGACCCCUAUGUGCGAGUUUACCUGCUGCCAGACAAGCGGAGGCGGCAUGAGACUAAGGUGCAUCGGCAGACGCUGAACCCACACUUUGGGGAGACCUUUGCCUUCAAGGUCCCCUACGUGGAGCUGGGAGGCCGGGUACUGGUCUUGGCGGUGUACGACUUCGACCGCUUCUCCCGCAACGACGCCAUCGGGGAGGUGCGGGUCCCCAUGAGCUCCGUGGACUUGGGGAGGCCGGUGCUGGCCUGGCGGGAGCUGCAGGCGGCUCCGCGGGAGGAGGAGAAACUAGGGGACAUCUGCUUCUCCCUCCGCUAUGUCCCCACCGCCGGGAAGCUCACCGUCAUCGUGCUGGAGGCUAAACACCUGAAGAAGAUGGACGUGGGAGGGCUGUCAGACCCCUACGUCAAGGUUCACCUGCUGCAGGGCGGCAAGAAGGUGCGGAAAAAAAAAACAACCAUCAAGAAGAACACGCUGAACCCCUAUUACAACGAGGCCUUCAGCUUCGAGGUGCCCUGUGACCAGGUCCAGAAGGUCCAGGUGGAGCUGACUGUGCUGGACUAUGACAAGCUGGGCAAGAACGAAGCCAUCGGGAGGGUGGCGGUAGGGGCAGCGGUCGGCGGGGCGGGCCUGCGGCACUGGGCAGACAUGCUGGCCAACCCUCGGCGGCCCAUCGCCCAGUGGCACUCACUGCGGCCCCCUGACCGAGCGAGGCCACUGCCUGUGCCCUGACCCCCUCAAAGCCCCUGACCCCAGACGCCUGGCCAAAGCUCUGCCCAGGCCCACCUUUAAGCCUCUCUGAG
Messenger RNA from Miniopterus natalensis, 1412 nucleotides. RefSeq names its product synaptotagmin 5 (gene SYT5). Lineage: Eukaryota; Metazoa; Chordata; Mammalia; Chiroptera; Miniopteridae. Gene Ontology annotation, biological process: synaptic vesicle endocytosis; calcium ion-regulated exocytosis of neurotransmitter. The record is from RefSeq and is a predicted model, not a curated record. Gene Ontology annotation, molecular function: calcium ion binding; clathrin binding; SNARE binding. Gene Ontology annotation, cellular component: synaptic vesicle membrane; dense core granule; exocytic vesicle.